AUGGUCACGUUCAGUGGACAAGGACUUCAAAAUUUUGGGCCCGGCCCAUCUCCCACCCAUAUCCCCUCCCUCUCAUCUCCCACCCGCGCUGUCACCCCCUCCGCCGCCGCCAGCCUGCCCCGCGCCCGCGAUCCUGGCCUGCGCCUCUCCCCCGCCGCCGGCCUGCCCCGCGCCCCCGCCCCCGCCCAUCCGCCGCGGGUCAUCUCCGUCUCCCAGCUCCUCGGGGUCUCGCUUGUCAACGCCAGCGCCGCCGUGCCGCGCGCGUCCGCCAUCGGCUCCGCCGACCCGUUUUCCACCGCAGGCGAAGACAGAUCGGCGAUCCGCCUGGCAUCCCACCGGCGCAGGCUUGCAAACAUGUAUAUCCGAGUGAAGCGUAACAAGACACCCUACUUCAUUCAAUGUGAACCAACAGAAACGGCUUUGAGCAUCAAACAGAAGUUGCAUUCGCUGAUAGACCAACCUCCUAUUAAUCAGCAGUUGCUCUUGUGGCCCAGCAGUGAUGUGCUUGAAGACUCAAAGACGCUGGCAGAUCAAAAGGCUGUGAAAAUGGUGAAAUCUUGCAUGGCUGAAAGGACAGAGAUGAAAAUUGAAGAAGGGAUUGAGAGGAGCAACGACAUGUGGAGAGGAGCAGAGCAUCUUGGCAAAUUCAUUUGUUGGGACCUAGAGUAGCUAAUGUGAUAUGAAGUUUAACUUGUAUGAAACUCAUGACUUUGUAUUUGAUGUGAUUUUGGAUGAAAACAUGACUUACUAUUUGUAUCGGUGUGCUGGAAUAAGUGCAGUAUAAUUUGA
Sorghum bicolor (sorghum) is the source of this 789-nucleotide messenger RNA. RefSeq lists its product as uncharacterized. Lineage: Eukaryota; Viridiplantae; Streptophyta; Magnoliopsida; Poales; Poaceae. The record is from RefSeq and is a predicted model, not a curated record. Gene Ontology annotation, molecular function: protein binding. The transcript has 5 exons. Bases 1 to 669 code for a protein of 222 amino acids.